This is a messenger RNA of Taeniopygia guttata (zebra finch), 3990 nucleotides long. Its product is annotated as serine/threonine-protein kinase PAK 3. The record is from RefSeq and is a predicted model, not a curated record. Gene Ontology annotation, molecular function: ATP binding; protein kinase activity. Gene Ontology annotation, biological process: protein phosphorylation. NCBI's taxonomy places the organism in Eukaryota, Metazoa, Chordata, Aves, Passeriformes, Estrildidae.
CCGUGAUUGCUGAGGGGGGUCUGUGGGGGCCGUGCCAAGAUGGCGGCCGGGCGGGGCACAGGGAGCGGUGUUGGGACCAGAACCGGUACCGGCACCGGCGCGGCGGGGCUGGGGUCCCACGCACUUUGGCCUCUCCUGCUCGGCCCUGGGGGAGGCGGGCAGCUCCGGCAUCCUGCGCCUCACUGGGAUGCAGUUGCGUGGCAGCGCGGCAGCAGAUGGAUACUUGUGGAGAAGGGAAACUGCCAGGGAUGAGAAGAUCGCUGUUGAAGCAGGGCACACUGCAAACAUGACAUGCUUUUUCAUGCUUGAAGCUGGAUAAAUCUCCCUGCCUCAGCAGGUGGAAAGUGAAACCCAGGCCUGGAGCAAUUCUGAUGGUUUCUGUGGUUAUCCCCAGGCAGUGCUCUCCACUCCUCAGAAACUCACAGCACUUCUGGGCUUUGCUCUCGUGGUUUUGGUGAUCUCAGUACCACGUUUUAUGCUGAAGUGUAAAAGAGCCCUGGGGCAGCUCAGAAUCCUGCUCAGGUCCAAGAGCCCUGGGGCAGCUCAGAAUCCUUCUCCACGGUCAUUGCUGGCAUUUCUUGUCUGGACAGUUUGGUUUUACUUGAUGCCUUGUGCUCAGAUGCCAUUCCUUACUCCUGCUCUUGCUGAGGACACUCAGUGGGUUGGGGCUGGGCCCUGCUUGGAGCAGAGAAGGAUGGGAUUGCAAGGAGCUUCCUUCCAAACUGGGAAAACACAAGGACCCUGAUGAGACAGGCACUGAGACUGUGCCCAGUGCCUGGCAGUCUGCCUUUGUCACAGCUCCAGGGGCACCGUCUGCUCCUGCAGCCCCUCCUUCUCUGCCUGUCUCCUGCCCCUGGGAUCUGUAUUUUCUGAAAAUAAAUGGAAUUUCACCCUUCAAAAGUUUGCUUCAAAGUGACAGAGGAAAAGCUUAAUAAAAAAUGCCAAGAUCACAGUUUCUUUGCCUCCUAAAAUAUAUGACAGAUCCAGUAUCUGCAUUAUUAACUAUGAGUGUGAGCGUGUUUUCUUUUUAGGGGCUUUCUAAUUUACCUGGGGUCUUUUCCUUGUGCUGCACAAGCACAUGGCAGCAGCUCUCUGGGACCAGCAGUUAUUUAUUGUCUUGGCUAAAGAUGCCCUCUCACUGCCAAAAUAACUGUGUGACUGCUCCUCUCUUGGCAAACAUUGUAUUCUAACAAAAGCCUCAGUGUUUUGCAGAAAAAUCCCUUUGCAAAGGACAUUUAUUGUUCUGGUUUGAACUGGAGCAAUCCUCAGGCUGAGCAGAGACAAGCAAAAUUUCUCCAACAACUCCACUGUCCUCACUUGCCAUUGGCAGUCCAAGAUAAGGCUGCAAAAUGUCAGUAAAAUCUUCCAGGAACUGAUUUAGCAGAAAUAAUUUUUUAAAAAGCAGAUUUUGAUGGAGGUGGCAUUUCAUGCAGCAGAUCGCUUUGGUUUAUAGGUAAGAGCUAGUGGAACAGAGUGUGUGAUCGCUUAGUGUUAGAAAAAACCUCAAAAACAGCAUGUUUGGCAAAAGUGACAAAUUAGCUGCAAUAACUGAAGUAUCAAAGACAGUUACUGAUGGGGUAAUUUGGGUUAUUUAAGUCUGGUCUGGGAAAAUGAGGAUUAGGAAGAGGCAUAAUUAAAAUAUGCAAAGCCGAAGGGGACUAGAGAAUAGAUAUUAAGUCACUUCAAAUUAGUAAUUCAUGAGAGGGUGGAAGGGAGAGAAAUGGAUGAAAUGAUGCUCUGAAAGGGCCCUGAUAUUCCAUUGUUGCAGAGAGAAAAGCUAUUCAGAGCCCGAGUACAUCUUCUGUGCACACAGGAAUUGGAGGGGAGAAGGAUUGAAGGGAGCUGAUCCUGCGGGGUUCCCUCACGUCUGCAGGAAUAUGUUUUUGUAGGGGCAUCAGGAGUGUUCCGAGCUCUGUUUUCUGUACACUGACAGCAGGGCUCCAGGAGCUCGACCAGGAGAGUCCUUAGCACCUCAGUGUAGGAUUGUGAGACGCAGAGUCUUUCCCCACUGUGUUCCCUGGUGUGCUGAAAAUUAAUUCCAGCAGGGUGGGGUUUACCCUCUAACCAGACAGCAGAGACCAUUUCAGCAAGAUGUUUUUGUUCCUCAGCAUCAGAAGUCAGGUGCAAAGCUCCUGAAGGCACUGUUUUGUCUACCAAUAGAAAGGAGUUUUGUCAUGGAAUCAAAGAGCCACCAGGGACACGAGUUUGAGUUUAGCCUUAAAUCCUUACUCCCUGGAAGUUCAGAGUUGAUUUCCAGGUGAGUUCCAUGCCAAAAUAGGAGCUUUGCAUCAGGAGGAGGGCUGACAUCUCAGUGCCUUUAUGGGAUGUCAGGCUCCAGAAGGAGCAAAAGCUGCUCAGGAGGCAGCCCGGAGCCAUUCCACAGAGCGGGAACCUACAGCGCUGCCACUGUGAUGUCAGGAGCCCACUGGGGUGUCACCGAAACGUUGGCAAGUCCCCGCAGCGCCAGCAGGACACUGCCACCCCUGCAGUCAGAGCUCCUGAAUGCCUCCUGCUGGCAUUCCAGCAACACCUUCUCCUCCAGGAGCUCUCAGUGAGCGCCUGCAAGCCAGCCGGGGUUUUAUCUGGCGUUUGGGCUCUGCUGAUCUGCAACUUCUAGCGCAGAUCUGCAGAAAUGAUCCGGCAAAUCGCUGCCACAGCGUGUGAUUUUCUGUCUGCCACAUCUGCCAUCUAUUUUUAUCCAGACAAACCCUGGCUGGUGAUAGCUCAUCUGAGGAAUCUGAUCACCCAGUUAUCCAGACGUAGAUACAUGGCAGUCCAUCCUUUGGCCAGAACACUGCCACGAGGACCUCGACCUCUUUCCCUUCCUGCACAAGAGGAUAAUGAGGAGGUGGACAGGGAAUUUGCAGCUGUUGCCUCAGCAGAAGCAAUCCACACGAGCUCUCUGCUGGGAGCUGAAGAUGCGGAUGAUGAGACGUUUCUCAUGUCUGACACCCUCAGCAGAAGCACACGCACUCUGGACAAACCCAGGGUCUGGCUGCAGAAGGAAUGCCAGCUGACAGCAGAGCUGCUGGAGCAGCUGAGGGGCAUUGUGAGCGAGGGAGACCCUAAGACCAAAUACACUGAAUUUGUUCACAUUGGCCAAGGGGGUUUCGGGACUGUUUACAAAGCCAUCAACCCAGCCACAGGAGAUGUGGUGGCCCUAAAGAAGAUGCCUCUCCGCAAACGGAGCAGAAAUGAACUCGUUGUCAAUGAGAUUCAGGUCAUGAAGGAAAACAGACAUCCCAAUAUUGUCAAUUACAUAGACAGCUACCUGGUGAAUGAAGACCUGUGGCUCGUGAUGGAAUAUGUGGAUGGAGGCACUUUAACCAGCGUUCUUGUCCAAGUCUUUAUGGAGGAAAGAAUAAUAGCUGCUAUCAGCAGGGAGUGCCUCAAAGCCCUGGAUUUCCUUCAUUCAAAGAACGUGAUCCAUAGAGAUGUCAAAAGUGACAAUAUUCUUCUUGGGAUGGACGGAUCUGUGAAACUGACUGAUUUUGGCCUGUGUGCUCAGCUGACCCAGGAGCGGAGCACACGGUGCACAGUGCUUGGCACUCCUUACUGGGUAGCACCAGAAAUCCUGAAAAGAAAGGAAUAUAACACCCAAGUGGACGUCUGGGCCCUUGGGAUCGUGGCCAUUGAAAUGCUGGAGGGGGAGCCUCCGUACUUUAAAGAAAGCCCUAUCCAGGCUCAGCGCCUGAUCGCCCGGAACAGGCACCCCCCUCUGAAGAUGUCCAGCAAGAUGUCAUAUCUGUUCCACGCCUUCCUGCACUCCUGCCUGGACAGCGACCCCAGCACGCGCUGGACAGCCAGGGAGCUGCUGCAGCAUCCAUUUUUACAAACAGCCGUGAGUCUCUCUGUCCUGCCUGACAUGAUCUGUAUAGCCAGGAAAAUCUGUCAGGCCAUGGAAGCACUUCAUGCCAGCAGUGCCAGCCUAGAGGAAAAGAAGGAAUAAAAUUUUCACUCCUUUGGGAGAUUUGCUCCCUUCUCACCCAA